Molecule: messenger RNA, 2112 nt
Organism: Cavia porcellus (domestic guinea pig)
Lineage: Eukaryota; Metazoa; Chordata; Mammalia; Rodentia; Caviidae
Gene: Gusb
Product: glucuronidase beta
Exons: 12
Coding region: 42-1997 (651 amino acids)
Biological process (GO): glucuronoside catabolic process; carbohydrate metabolic process
Molecular function (GO): signaling receptor binding; beta-glucuronidase activity; carbohydrate binding
Source: RefSeq, a predicted model, not a curated record
CCCGGCUCAAACGCGGCGGCUGGCGGCCCGGCGCAGGAAUCAUGGCCCGGACGCCGGCCUGGUGCUGGGCCGCGCUGUGCGCGCUGCUCUGGGCGAGCGCCCUGGCGCUGCAGGGCGGGAUGCUGUAUCCCCGCGAGAGCCCGUCGCGGGAGCGCAAGGAGCUCGACGGCCUCUGGAGCUUCCGCGCAGACCUCUCCUCCGCGCGGCGCCGCGGCUUCGUGGAGCAGUGGUACCAGCGGCCGCUGCGCGAGUCCGGUCCCACCCUGGACAUGCCUGUGCCGUCCAGCUUCAACGACGUGGGCCAAGAUGGGCAGCUGCGAAACUUCGUGGGCUGGGUGUGGUACGAGCGGGAAGUGGUCUUGCCCGAGCGAUGGACCCAGGAUCUGCGCACAAGGGUGGUCCUGAGGAUUGGCAGCGCCCAUUACUACGCCAUUGUGUGGGUGAAUGGGGUCCAUGUGGCAGAGCACGAGGGCGGCCACCUCCCUUUUGAGGCCGACAUCAGCAAGCUGGUCCAGACAGGGCCCCUGUCCUCCUGCCGUGUGACCAUCGCCAUCAACAACACCCUCACCCCGCACACCCUGCCGCCAGGGACCAUCCUCUACAAGACCGAUACCUCCAAGUAUCCCAAGGGCUACUUCGUCCAGGACACAAACUUUGACUUCUUCAACUAUGCGGGACUACACCGGCCUGUGCUGCUCUACACCACACCUACUGUUUACAUCAAUGACAUCACGGUCACCACAGGCGUGGACCAGGACACUGGGCUGGUGAAUUAUCAGAUUGUCAUCCAGGGCAGCCAACACUUCGAGCUACAAGUGCGACUCCUGGACAUGGAAGGCAACGUUGUAGCCCAGGGGACAGGAGACGAGGGCCAGCUGCAGGUGCCCAAUGCCCACCUCUGGUGGCCUUACCUGAUGCACGAGGACCCUGCCUAUCUGUACUCACUGGAGGUGAGGAUGAAGGCACAGACUGGGAUGGGACCCAUGACCGACUUCUACACGCUUCCCGUUGGGAUUCGCACUGUGGCCGUCACAGAGAGUCAGUUCCUCAUCAAUGGGAAGCCAUUCUACUUUCAUGGUGUCAACAAGCAUGAGGACUCGGAUAUCCGGGGCAAGGGCUUUGACUGGGCGCUGCUGCAGAAGGACUUCAACCUGCUCCGCUGGCUGGGGGCCAACUCCUUCCGCACCAGCCACUACCCCUAUGCAGAGGAGGUGAUGCAGCUCUGCGACCGCUACGGGAUCGUAGUCAUCGACGAGUGUCCUGGCGUGGGCAUUGUGCUGGCUGAGAGCUUCGGCAACGUGUCCCUGCAGCACCACCUGCAGGUGAUGGAGGAGAUGGUGCGGCGAGACAAGAACCACCCGGCGGUGGUGAUGUGGUCAGUGGCCAACGAGCCCUCUUCCUCCCUGCAGCCCGCAGGCUACUACUUCAAGACGGUGAUCACCCACACCAAAGCCUUGGAUCCCUCCCGGCCAGUGACCUUUGUGACCAACUCCAACUAUGCAAUGGACCUGGGGGUCCCCUACGUGGACGUCAUCUGCGUGAACAGCUACUACUCCUGGUACCACGACUAUGGGCACUUGGAGGUGAUUGAGCUGCAGCUGCGAACGCAGUUCGAGAACUGGCACCGUGCCUAUCAGAAGCCGAUCAUCCAGAGCGAGUACGGGGCCGAGACCAUCCCAGGACUACAUGAGGACCCACCUCUGAUGUUCAGCGAGGAGUAUCAGAAGAACCUGCUGGCGCGGUACCACGCAGUUCUGGAUGAAAAGCGCAAAGAAUACGUGGUGGGGGAGCUCAUCUGGAAUUUUGCCGAUUUCAUGACUAACCAGUCACCACAGAGAGUCGUAGGGAAUAAGAAGGGGAUCUUCACCCGCCAGAGGCAGCCGAAGAGCGCAGCGUUCCUGCUGCGGGACCGGUACUGGCAGCUGGCCAACGAGACACGUGACCCCAGCGCAGGGCUGAGGUCCCUGUGUUUGCAGAGCAGCCCGUUCACCGUAUAAGGCUGGGACUGCCUCUGCUGCCAAUCACUUGCAGACUGAAAACACGUCUGGUUUGGACUUUAGUGUGCUAGAAGGGGGUGUUACAGGUGACAAUAAAGCUUUUCUAUAACCUGAA